Messenger RNA from Gadus morhua (Atlantic cod), 1747 nucleotides. RefSeq names its product C2 calcium-dependent domain-containing protein 4C-like. NCBI's taxonomy places the organism in Eukaryota, Metazoa, Chordata, Actinopteri, Gadiformes, Gadidae. The coding region runs from base 163 to 1509 and encodes 448 amino acids. The record is from RefSeq and is a predicted model, not a curated record. The transcript has 2 exons.
UGCCUUUUUCCCUGUGAACCACAGACUUUCCUGUGCUGUGGGUAGACAAGUAACCUGCCAGUGAACAAGAGCAGAGGUAGCACUGAGUAUAGAUCCUGGAAUAAUCAAACGGCCACGCUUCUUUGCUUCCAAGCUGUUAAUCAGCCAUUGGAUUCAGGACCCAUGUGGGUUCUGGAGCAGAUCAGGGAGUCUGUGGAUGAGAACCAUUUCACGUUGCCGGUGGAGUACAGUCUUCGUCUGGCCGAGGCUAUGUUUGGGGAGAGAACAGCCCAGGCGAAGAGACCAAAGCACACCCUGUGCCCUAACAUCAUCACCCCGAGCACUAUCCCCAAGUUCUUCAUCCCUCCCAAGAUCACACCCCAACAGGAGCCCAGCAAGGCACCUGACUGGAGCAAACCCUUCCCUGUUGUCAAGGGGACUGUGAACGGCAUCAUGGUGGAGGACGCCGCCCCGGCCAGAGAGCCGUUCAAAACACACGUCAUCCAGGUGGAGAACGUCGACGAGCUGCCCCGCGCGUUCAGCGACGAGGGUAGCACCAACGCGGACCCCCGGAGCCAGGCCGCCCUGUCUCUGCCCCACCUGGCCAAAGCCCAGACCUGCUACGGCUUCCGCACGCUGCUGGAGAGCCCCCACACGCGGCGGAAGGAGUCUCUGUUCCACAGCGACCCCGCGGCCUGUGGACUCACACUGCUCCCCCCCCGGAGCCCUGCCGCCGGCAGCGCCCCCAAACCCCCCCACUGCGCUGCGUUCAGCCUCAACAGGCUGGCUUCCAGGCUGCCCACGCACAGGGCGAUGGCCCUGCACAGGCAGGUGGUGUCCCUGGACAGCGACACCACCUCGUCCACAGAGUCCUCCCCCUUCAACUCCCCCCUGCUGGCCAGGCCUCUGCCCAGGUCCUACCUCCUCAAAGCCCUGGGUCACGAGCGGCUGGUCUCCCGAGCAGGGCGGAAGUCUCUGCUCUCGCGGAACAACUCCCUGUCCACGGACGAAGGGAGCUCCACAGACAGCAGUCCCAACGUGGUGCGGAGGUCCUCGGACGAGCCGGAGGAGCCCCUGACCCCGGCCAACGUGUUCGGACUCGCCCCUCCUCCCGUCUUCCCCACCGAUGGGGUUUUGUGCCGAGAGAGGGUGAUGAGGGAACACCUGGUACCCGUUGGGCGAGAAGGAAACCUUCGUCUGGCAGCAGAGUACUGCCCGCAGAACCACAGGUUCAGGGUGAGGCUGAUCAGUGCGGAGGGGCUGUAUGCCGUUUCAACGGACCCCAAAAGCAUCAACUGCAGCAUCAGUGUGUGUCUUCUGCCGGGGAAGAUGCAGAAGCAACGCAGCACAGUGAUCAAGAGAAGUCGCAACCCCAUUUUCAAUGAGGACUUCUUUUUUGACGGCAUCUGUGAGGAACAUCUUGGGAACUGGUUUCUGCGGUUCAAAGUGGUGAAUAAGAUGUCCACCAUGAAAAGGGACUACAUUUUAGGAGACUGUGAGAUCCUGCUUCCUAGCAUAUUGUCUGGAUAAAAACUGCUAAAUUAAAUAGUUUCUAUUUUUUAUGCCAACUAUUAUUUUUUUACAUUAAAAAAACAAUAUUGAGAAUGUGUCUAUGUGUUUGAAAUGUUGACAUGCACAUAUACGUGACCAUAACAAACAGUUCAAGGUAAUCACACAAAAAUAGUACAUUCUUUAUUGUAGCCUUAUUGUUCCUGUUUAAUUGUAAUUAUGUGGUAAAUAUUUUCAGAUUAAUAAAUCUAAUAUCAGC